Nakaseomyces glabratus is the source of this 297-nucleotide messenger RNA. RefSeq names its product mitochondrial 54S ribosomal protein bL34m (gene MRX14). NCBI's taxonomy places the organism in Eukaryota, Fungi, Ascomycota, Saccharomycetes, Saccharomycetales, Saccharomycetaceae. Gene Ontology annotation, molecular function: structural constituent of ribosome. The record is from RefSeq and is a predicted model, not a curated record. Gene Ontology annotation, cellular component: ribosome; mitochondrial large ribosomal subunit. Gene Ontology annotation, biological process: translation.
AUGCUCUCUUCCUCAUUUGGUGUUCUGAGACCAAUGAAUCUCACACCAGGUAAUGGUAUGAUUGGAAAAAACUCUGUUAGUUUGAUUAGAAAUGAGAUCAGUAGUGGCACUUCCUUUUCAUCCAUUCUAACAUUAUUCCCACUACAAAGGAGAUGGAAAUCCAGAGGUAACACAUAUCAACCAAGUACAUUGAAAAGGAAAAGGAAGUUUGGAUUCUUGGCAAGGAUGACCAACAAAAGGACUGCAAAGAUAAUAAAGAGAAGGAAAGAAAAGGGUAGAUGGUACUUGACCCAUUAA